Molecule: messenger RNA, 1448 nt
Organism: Chara braunii
Lineage: Eukaryota; Viridiplantae; Streptophyta; Charophyceae; Charales; Characeae
Source: the annotation of a GenBank genome assembly
GCCCUGCUGCGUGGAGCGGCGGGGGCGACCGCGGAAAGGGGAACGGCGCUGGGAAGUGCCAUGAGAGGAGGAGGCGUAGCCCGUGCGCUGGGGCUGGGAGGAGGAGGCGGGGUGAAGACGGGCUCGCAUCCGCUGGUGGUCCCUGGCGGCCUCGUCGAUCGAGGGGUGGCGGGAGGAAGAGUGGAGGGGGUGGACGCACAAGCGGCGCGGGGCAUCCCAGAGGGGGGAGAGCCAGGUGGCGCUGCGGUCGUGCGAAGGGGAGGGAGAAGCGGGGCACUUGGAAAAGCUGAGAUCAUGGUAGCAGGUUGUUGUACCGUGGCCGUAGUGACCGGGAUCUGGGCAGCGGUUGUCGUCGAAGAGUACGCAGGUCUACGCUUGCGCACAACCGGAGACGACAUCGACUUCUCACCAUCGUCGCGGGCACACGACCGUCGUCAGUGCGUGGUGUUCAAGGUUGUCUGCAGAGGCGGCGCUGUGUUCUUCCACGUGGCGGCGUUUGUGCAGUCGUGUGUAGUUAUUGACGUGAUGUCCUUGGAAGCGGCGUCGAGGAUGGAUAUUGACGGCGAGGUCGGGCGUGACGGUCUGUCGACGGCAGAGAGGACGGCUGUCGCUGCGACGGUCUGCUACGCGAUGGGGUGCGGCGCGUUUCCACGGGCGACUCCAAGGUGGUGGAUGAAGCGGCGGACAGGAGGUACGUGGGAGGAUCUGCGGCAAUGUGAUGACAUGACAGAUGAGUACUUCAAGGACAAGCUUCGAAUGUUGCCGUGUGUUUUCUGCGAGAUCGCGGAGACUCUUUCCCCACUCCUGCAACGCCGUGUGACGUUGUACAGGGUGCCCUUGCAGCCGGACCACAUCAUCGCCUACGCUCUGUAUAGGUGGGUGAUGGGGGAGACAUACGACAGCGGGACGUGUAGCUUUGGCAUUGGCAGGUCUUCCAGCGUCACGACGGUGCGGGACGUCACUGCGGCAUUGCUUACUGCGUACCCCGAUAAGAUAUCCUGGCCCACAGGUUUGCAGAAGACGGUCGUCUUGCGCGGGUUCGCAGGCAAGGGUUUUCGAAACUGCCAUGGGUGCAUCGACUGCACCCACAUCUACAUCGACAAGCCCGCCAAUGCCAACGGGGAGGACUACUACGACAGGAAACGUCGAUUCUCCGUGCAGGCGCAGGUGGUCGUCGACAUGAACUUGCGUGUGCUGGACGUCUUCGUCGGUUAGCCGGGCAGUGUGCAUGACAUGAGGAUGCUGAACCUGUCCAGUUUGUGGGCGCGCACGGAGGAAGGACAACUUUUCACUGGGCGGCCUGUGAUGCUGCCUUUCGGUGUGCGGACUAAUGGCUACUUGCUCGGCGAUGAUGGUUAUCCCCAGUCGGAAUGGAUAGUCGUCCCUUACGGCGGUCUCGUGCAGCACCCGUCGGAGGCACGGUUCGACAACAAACAAAAGACGGCUAG